Molecule: messenger RNA, 3375 nt
Organism: Sphaeramia orbicularis (orbiculate cardinalfish)
Lineage: Eukaryota; Metazoa; Chordata; Actinopteri; Kurtiformes; Apogonidae
Gene: eva1aa
Product: eva-1 homolog A, regulator of programmed cell death a
Exons: 8
Coding region: 1-1416 (471 amino acids)
Molecular function (GO): carbohydrate binding
Source: RefSeq, a predicted model, not a curated record
AUGUUCUUCUCAGAUGGGACUCUCUCAGCCGUCAGUUAUGCGCUCUUGUUGGGAAUAACGUGUCUGACCGUCCUCUGCGAUUUCACCAAGGGAUCCUCAGACUUUUCAGGUUAUCUAUCCAAAGUGUUGAGGAACUACACUGAGCAGGCCUGUGACGGAGACUUCCUGUCUGUUCGCUGCCCACCUCGUACUACCGUCACCGUCCAGUCGGCUUUCUAUGGAAGGAGAGGUGCCUCUGACCCCCAACAGUGCCCUCAGACCUACCAGGCCCUCCUAAGUUCUUAUAACUAUCAGGAGGAUGAUCGAUACUGUUCAGUGUCCACAGCACUACAGAAAAUGCUGGACGAGUGCCAAGACAGAAGGAGCUGUCAAGUCCUUGUCAACAGCCGCGUGUUUGGGACGGACCAGUGUCCUGGCAGAAGUAAAUACCUCAUUGUCUGGUACAAAUGCAGACCUAACGAGUAUAAGAGUAAAGUGGUCUGCGAGGAGGAAAGGAUGAGGCUGAGCUGUAAACGGGGUAUGCAGAUCGCCGUUUACUCCGCCAUGUUCGGCCGAACUCAGCAAGGCACGUUAGAGUGUCCCCUACACCACAGGAGGGCCCCGUCAGUAGACUGCCAGUCAGCUGUGGCUUUACAGGUUCUCACCUCCCGCUGUCAGGGAAAGAAAAGCUGCCUGGUUCGAGCCUCCAGCAGAGACUUUGGAGAUCCGUGUUACCCGGGCACCAGGAAGUACUUAAGUGUCAUCUACACCUGUGUUCCAAAGAAGUUGCUCCAGGAGGAACCCAGACCGCCUGUGUACUCCCCACCGCCCAGCGCCCAUGACCCCAACAUAGUGGGAGACAGCGCCCCUCCAGAGGGGUCCUUAGUCAGAACAGACAGGAAAUCACCCAGGGAGACCAACCCCAACGAGGAGAAACCUUCAGAAACUGGUAGAGAGAGAGAAGAAAAGCCAGCCAUGAAUCCCAUCUUCAACUCCACAUCUAGUUCCAGCAUGGCCCUCAUUAGUAAUGCAUUGGCAGCCUACACCUAUAUAUCCGAUCAUCCUGAGAGGGCGGCUCUCUUCUUUGUCUGCGGUGUGUGUUUGGGCCUCUUCCUCACCCUUUUUGCCCUGGUGGUGCAGAUUUCCUGUCGCACCGACUGCCAGCCACGCCAGCGGCCUCCCACCAAGAAACGACCCCGCCCUGCCGACUCGUCCUCCGACUCCAGCGACUCGGACUCGGACUGGGACACCACCUCGGACCUGUCUGCGAGGCGGCACAGGCGAUUCGAGCGUACGCUUAACAUGAACGUGUUCACGUCGGCGGAAGAGUUGGAAAGAGCGCAGAGGCUCGAGGAGAGGGAGAGAAUCAUCCGAGAGAUUUGGAUGAACGGGCAGCCGGACAUCCCUGGGACUAGGAGCCUCAAUCGAUAUUAUUGAAGAUGGAUAAAAAGACUUUUGAUAGAAAGUUGAACAAAAUCUAAGAUGCACUUGGGUUGGAAAGUGCAAGAGACAAAGCCUAGAUGAAGCUUUAUAUGCCAGCAUGCAAAACCGCUGUGGACCAAUGAGAAUAGUGGAAGGGAGUGCAGACUUGAGAUGAAAGUAGUCUCUCUCUAAUGGUUUGCAUUUUCCUCUGGGUAUAAUAAGCUAUACCCCAUUGAGUAAAAGAAUAAGCUUCCACUCUGCAUGGUAAGCUCACCUCUUAGCUGGCUCUUAUUGCCGGAAGACAGGGGUGAAAGGCCAUUUGCUACGCUGCCUUGGCUGUGACCUCAGCAGCCCUUUUUGAAGUGGGGAUUUAUGGGUUAGCUGCCUUCAACACACACACACAUGGCAGCAGAGACUACACGAUGACUGAAGGACCAAGGCUUCACAUGGAUCUGUUUUAUACAGAACAUGAGGCAGCAGCAAAAGACUGUGACACUUGGUGCUUUAUGUUGAGUACCCUCCAGUAUUCAAGUGGGGACUUAAAUGAGGGACGGCGUAAAGAAAUAAAGAAGUGUCCCGGACAGUUGGACUAUGUGAGACAAUCUUUCCACAGUGCAUAACCAUGCUGCCUUUGAACUUUGUAAAAACCAAAAAAUAUUUUUGGGGAAUUCAUCUCAACCCUUAUAAAAUCUAUUUUAUAAUAUUUAAUAGUUUAUUGAUGUUGUGUAUUUUUGUUCUCAAGUAUGGUUUAUUAUGAGAUAUUUUUAUACUUGGCGAAGGUUGUCUGGCACCUCAGGGAUGCAAUCCUAGUGUUUUUGUGUUUGGUUGAUGUAUUUGCUUCCUAAGAAGGGGAUCAGCCCAUUUUAACAGCUAUGUCAGCAUUUAAAGAAAAGAAUUAGAGAUAUCAUAUAAAAGAGCCUCAAAGAGGUUUAGUGAUUUAACCUUAUUUUUGAUACAGUAUGUUUAAUUCACGGUGCAGUGCCUUUUCUAGCUAAACUAAGUCACUGUUAACAAGCAGCUGGUGUUUUACUCAAUAACAGAUCAAAUGUUCCACUGAUUAGAAAUACAGUGUCAACCGAUUGUACAUGUAUUCCCUUUGCAGUUAUCGUUGCUUUACUGAAGUGGAGCAUGUGUAAAAUUUGAAUGUUCUUGAACAUUGCACUUGCCAUGUCACCAGAUGUAAAUGUCAAUGUCAUAAAUGUCAUGUUUUGUGGUCCUCACUGUUAGUAAUGCCCUAAUGGAAAGCUGCGAUUGAGGUCUUGUAUGAACUAUGCUCUUCUACACCAAACAGAUGCUUGUGGAGAUGCUGCCCAUAGCCAUCUGAAGAAGGAACCAGCAUUGCAAAAAUGUUCACAAUGAACAUGCAAAACUACAUCUCUUAUGUCAUGUUGCCAUGUAAUAAUAAUAUAAGCUAUUGUCGAUCCAGUUCUGUUUGCGCUGCUCUGGAUUCAAGCAAAGAAAGAAUUCUAGUUUUCAUUAAAAGCUUGGUAUUUUCCUGAGAUUUUAACUGAGAGUACAUAUUAGCGUCAUCCACACUAGAUAUAAGUUUUUAUUUAAAACAAAAUGUAUAAAUUUGGAUGGGAUUAAAAUGUGCCAAUAGCUGGUACAGUGAGACCAAAAUAUGACUCCUGUGCUUGGAAUAAACUGUGUUAAAAAAAAAAAAAAAGAUAACAUUAAUAAUAAUCUGUCUUUUUUUAAACCAGAUCUAAUACAUUUCCUUCUGCAAUGUUGCGAUGCAUUUUUGACGACACUUACAGUAUGCACAGUGUUCGACAUUGUACUGUCACUACAUUGUGGCAUGCACAAUUAUAGCUGCUCACUACUCGUGGUAAUUCAAUUUACUGCAAAUAUGUUGAGUAAUACGAAACCACCCACGAUGCAUCUGUCAUCAUGACAUUGAGACCCAUGCAGAUCUUCAGUCUCAGUUUUGUUAUUCUAGCACGCCCCCUAAUGGUAGAAAUGGGACUCAUCAGU